Messenger RNA from Daldinia caldariorum, 1528 nucleotides. RefSeq lists its product as uncharacterized. Lineage: Eukaryota; Fungi; Ascomycota; Sordariomycetes; Xylariales; Hypoxylaceae. The transcript has a single exon. Bases 165 to 1301 code for a protein of 378 amino acids. The record is from RefSeq and is a predicted model, not a curated record.
AAGCACAGCUAUAGACUUAUCGUGAGUCGCCUUUCCGUCCACAAGCCGUGGACCGUUACAAAAUGCAUAACUACCUCUACCUAGGUACAUAUCGGUGCUAAUUACCUCACCGUAGGUCAUCUCAGAUUGAUAGUAUCUCCAAUGCGACUAUAUCGCAGCUCUCUAUGCUUGAUACUGUCCCACCCAUAGCUGAAGACUUUCCAUUUCAGGAUAAGGAACCUUCGAUUUCUCUUUUCUUAUCAAAUAAUCCUCUGUCGCAUGCUCCUGGGGCUAUCUUCAAUCUGGAGAAUUUGACUUUCCUCACUCUACGAAACACCAAUAUCACCGAGCUUCCGCCUAGUAUCGGAAAGCUUCGUAAUCUACGAACCCUCAAUAUAUCGCUUACGCGUCUUCAAUGUCUACCAGGAGAGUUGCUAGAUCUGUUAAGAUUCCCUAGCAAGCUUGAGACUUUGAACAUACACCCAAACCCCUUUCUUCAGCCAGACAGUUUCGAAUAUGAUGCUGUUGUCGACGAGGUCUGGGACGAAUCAAAACACGAGCAAGCCGUGCUCUUCCAAGACCAGUUGACCCAGUCAGAUGGCAGAAAGGUGCGAUUCUGGCUUGACAAGCAAUACGAUCAUACUGUUCAAUCCAAGGUCCAUUCUAAUAGGAAUCUGCAUGGUUCUUUAUGGGAGAUGGUUGCACUCGCACGGACACCGAUACAGUAUAGUGAUAGUCAAGGGGUCGUUAUCUCUACGUAUAAGCUGCCGGUUUCAAAGUCAACCACAGCGGACAGUCCAGUAUAUGAUAACGCGGACCAUCCAGCCAGCAUCAUUCAAACCGAAGACCUACGCUUAUCGCCAGAACUUCCGAGACUUGGGCGAAAUCGACCUUCCGUCAAUGAGCAAAGUCGCGUGCCUUCGUUAUUUGAACUAGCCCUCCAGUCUUGCUUAAAAUCUGGACGGUUACACGAUCUACCAUCCUACCUCCCAUCUAACGCGCCUCCGCACUUCACAGAACUGCUCUACCAGCUUGCCGAUCGGAGCGAGCAGAACGCUAAUUCCGGCGACCUGCCUUGCUCGAUAUGCGGGCGGCGGGUUGCAAUACCACUUACUGAGUGGAUCGAAUGGUGGGGAGUCUCUCGUGUUAAGAUCGAUGAGAAGUCAAAGGACAUAUCUGUGGACCCCGUGGGCUCGGGAGAUAAGGAGAGGGCGGUCCCCUUCGCGAUGCGGGGUUGUUCUUGGAAGUGCUUGCCAAAGGGGAUGAGGCCGGGACAACGACAUCGAGGGACUGUUAGGUGGGGUUUCGAUCUGCAGAAAUAGUCUACUGCAUUUACGGUAUGAUCUCGGAUUGGUUUGAAUUGGAUCGAAUUGGAUCGAGGAACAGCGUAUACCAUCAGCAUGAAUCCGUCAACGAGCUACUACACGUGGUGUAAUACCCUAUAUUGUGUGAUAUUGUAUACUAGCAUAACUUGUCUUCAGGCAACAUGCACAGGCAUUCAAGUUUCAGAUCGUCAAUUGAGAUGAAUUUUGUAGAGUCGACACAAUAC